AUGGCUAAAAGUUUAGAAACUAUUUGGAAAAACGCAGCCGUAGAUCUUCCCGAGUCCGUUUGUCAAUCUUGGUGGAAAUUUAUAUCUGAAAAAUACGAAGAAGAAGGAAGAAAAACUCAUAAUCACGAAUAUUUAUUGGAAAAAUGUAAAGAACUUGAUGAUUUUUCAUCCCUUAUAAAAAAUAUAAAGGCUUUUACCAUAGCACUCUUUUUUCAAUACUUAGAAUACAGUCCAACAGAUGAUGAUGAAUGUAAUGAAAAAAAUGUUCAGAGUUUUAUAAAAUUUGCCAAUGAAGCUGGAAUAAAUAAAGAUUCCAAUCUUUUUAAAGAAGUUAUUUAUCUUUUGGAAGGUUCUUCUAGUCAUUCAACAGAAGAGCAUAAAAUGGCGGGUGCUUACGGAGAUACUGAUUUGCAUUACUUUUUAGAUUUAGAUAUGAUUACUUUAGGAAGUUCAAAUAAUCGUUACGUACAGUAUACUAAAGAUAUACAAAGUGAAUAUUCAACACUCGAUAGUGAAACUUAUAAAAUUUUACGAAAAAAGGUACUUCAAAGCUUUUUAUUAAUACCUAAUAUUUUCGCUACAAAAAGAUUUCGAGACAAAUACGAAGCACAAGCACGAAAAAAUAUUCAAGAUGAAAUAAAAGGAUUGAGCUAA
Pediculus humanus corporis (human body louse) is the source of this 654-nucleotide messenger RNA. RefSeq lists its product as uncharacterized. The record is from RefSeq and is a predicted model, not a curated record. NCBI's taxonomy places the organism in Eukaryota, Metazoa, Arthropoda, Insecta, Psocodea, Pediculidae. The transcript has 4 exons. Bases 1 to 654 code for a protein of 217 amino acids.